Acaromyces ingoldii is the source of this 5771-nucleotide messenger RNA. RefSeq lists its product as hypothetical. NCBI's taxonomy places the organism in Eukaryota, Fungi, Basidiomycota, Exobasidiomycetes, Exobasidiales, Cryptobasidiaceae. The record is from RefSeq and is a predicted model, not a curated record. The transcript is spliced from 2 exons. The coding region runs from base 341 to 5689 and encodes 1782 amino acids.
CCACAAUCUGGGCUCAAAGUGAGAGGCGCACGUACACUACACUAGGAGAGUCAGAAAAAAGUCAGAAGCGCGCUCCUCGUCGUCAGUAAAUCCUUAAAUCUCUCCAAGAGCAUCCAAGCAUCCAUCCAUCCAUCCACCUUGAAGCCACUCUCCUUGCACGACUCGACUUCCUCCUCCUCCUCCUUAACCGCCAUCUGGAUACCCAUACCGAACGUAGCGGUCGUGCGCCCGGGCUUCGGCGGCAAGGGCUCUAGAAAGCAUGACCUCGAGCUAGACGAAGCGGUGGUGACAAUCAGAUUACUCUCGCUCUCUGUAUCGUACAGGACGAUCAAAAGCAAAGAUGGGAAACGGCCAGUCGAGUCAGACGACUUACCAUCCAUCGGCCGUAGGCUAUUCGCCAGGCGCCCUCGAGCCGGAAGGUGGUCGAUUCGCGACGACGUCGACGCCAUUGCAGAAGCAGCAUGGUCACGCGCCCUCGCAGGGGAGGACAAGCCUCGCGGGCCCAAUGAGAAGCCGGGCCCGUGAUGGGCCUAAAUCUCCCUCAUCGAAAAGAAUUGCAUCCGCGGGCCAGGCAUGGCAACAGCAGCUAGAGACGGAGCCGCAUCAGCAGCCAUCACCGCGAGACGAGUUCGUUCAACCCCGGACCGAGUUCUCGUUUGAGAAUCUGGACAGGAUCGGUACCGACCGGAGAUCUUCCCAGCCCGCCUACGUGCAUGACGCGAGCCCCAUGUAUCUCCAUCACCAGGACCGCGAUCAGCGUCAAGCGGAGACGGCGUCUCCCUCUUCCUCCUCAGCCAUCAGCAGCCUUCGCCGGGAGCAUCGCAUCAGUGCCGAACCAAGGCACGCGAGUAUCGCCGAGGUGCCCGAGGCUGAAUCAGGGGACUCGGCCUUGAUUCGUGGAAAGACGUCUCACGAUACACUGCGCGCUGUUGCAGAGGCUCCCGAGGCUAACGGACACGCCGAUGGCAUCCUGUCCCUUGACGUCUCUGAUCAUGGCCACUCGCCCGAGGUGCUACCGGAACCGCUGGCGCUCGCCCUUAAGACGGGUCUGGGCAAGCACUACCUCGAGCAGGGCAUGACCCCUGCAGAUGCUGCUGCUGCUGUGUCCGCCGCUUAUGCCGACACUGGCUCGCGGAGCCCACAGCCAGAGUCGACGGAAGAGAUGGAUGAUAACUGCUCAGUCGCUGUUACACAUGUCAGCAGAACGACGAACGACAGUAGAGCGACGUACAGAGAACUUCUGCCGGCCUACUGGCGCAUGGAGGAAUCAAGACGCGCGAGCCGUGGCAGCCACGGAUCCAGCCAGGGUCACAGCCUUGGUCUUGGUCUCGGCCUUGGCCAAAGCCAGGGUCAACCUUCACGAGAACAGAGCCCGACACCUCGGGAAAGUCGACGGCACAGCUGGGCAUCGAGCACCGCUGCCGUUGCGGCAGAGCCCAUAAGCAGCUCCACUGAAGAAGUAGCAGCUGCACCAGUUGCGAGGACAUCGCCGGAGGACAAGGGCAAAGGAAAAUGGACGUCGUACUGGGAGGACAGACGAGGUCUGGACAACAGCGAGGAGUCGGUUGAGGAUAGAAACGAGGUCUAUGCGACGCCGAGAGGCAACAUAUCCAACGACGAAUCGCGAUUCUUCUGGGACGAUAGCGACGAGCCAGACGUCUCCGGUCCAGAGGCGACCCAAGCAUCUUCAAGUAGUAAACACGGUCCAGAGCCUGCUUCGCCGAGAACAGUCAGGAGAAAGCCAGUUCCGAGCUUACGUCACUCCUUCGAUGAACAACGGGCCGUCUCCACCCCGACGGCGCCGAGACUUCGCGUAUCGCAAGCUUCGACGCUGAUGCCCUCCGAUGGCUUCAACUCAAAGAGGAGCAGUCACAUGAGCGGUGGCAGCAACACGACCGAAGCACUCAUCAACCACGUCGAACGUCUCAGGGCCGGGCCCACCUACCAGAUUGAUCCAAGCGCGUCGAGCCUGUUGUCGAGUCAGUCGCAGACUCCAUCGGCUUCUGCAGAGAUUGCAGAUGCUGGCCCUUCCUCCUCAGAGCCCUCGGUCGUGCUUGCUGGCAAGCGUCCGCGAGCUAUGAGCCUGUUAGCCCUCAUCAAAGGAAGAGUGCGAAAAAACUCUGAUGCCACCUCGACACUGUCGCCCUCGCCGAGCAAGACAGACUUUUCUGCCGCCACAUCGCCAGCUACGCCCGCAAGAGACAUUCUUGCUCACUCCAAUCGCGGUGUGUCACCGUCUAGAGGUCUGUAUGGGCAAGUCAGGCGCCCCAGCGACAGCGUCCUGCCCGUACGGUCAUCUCCCUCGCCCCGUCUCCUUCAGACCUCCCGUGGGGUCGAGGGUGUCUCGUCGAACAGCCCGAUUGGUCGACCUGCGAGCAACUCGAGCCUUCGUUCAAGGAGUCUUCGAAGCGCACGAAGCAGCCGCAGCAGGAGAAGUGCCUCGACGACGAGCUUACGAGCUCAAGCCGCCCAACAUGCUACCACCCGCAAGUCCCCAUCACAAGCCAUCUCUGAUGCGCAGAAGAGUCCCAAGGGCAGCGCCAUUCCGGUGGCUGCAGCUUCCAAUUGGUGGAAGCCGAGCGGAGGAUGGGCGCGCAGGGGAAGCAGCGCUGUCGGUGACGAGUCCGGCUGGAUUGACGAAAACGAGGAGCAGGUGUCGAAUACGGAUGCCGGCUCUCUCGCUCGACGGGGAUCGGAGGACAAGAAGCAGAAGAAGGCCAAGAAGACUAACCAUGGUCCCUGGACAAGAAACAAAGCUACCGCUGUCCCCACAAAUGGCAGUCACUUCGAGGAGCGCGAAUCCCCAUCGACCAGCGCUGUCGCAGCUGCCGACACAGAAGAGGCAAUUGGCGCAUCGAUGGCCAGCUUCAAUACCAGCGACUCGACCGGUGUCGGUGUCAAUGACAACUUCUCUUCGCUGGCCCGACCCCCUCAUCCUGCGCCGGUACCACCGAGACGACCACGCAAGCAGAGGCGCGCCAACUCAUCGAGUACUGACGAGUCGGCUUCGCCCACCUUGCCAACAAUGCCUGGAAAGGCCAAUGUCGCCGGAGAAUCUUCAGAGACGAUGGGCGUGAAAUCUGGUCGUGUAUCGCUCUCGCCCUUCGGCCCUCUAGAUGACGAGAUGCCAUCCAUACAAGGUCAAUCUUAUUCGCCCCUGCAAGACGGAGAGAUGCCCGGCCCGGAACAUGCGGGCUUGGCCGCAUUCGUUCCCGCUGUCUCCCCCACCUCAUCGUCGCCUUCACCGAGAGUGAGCGAUAGCCUCGACCUCAGUAGAGUGAACUCGGAAGCCGGCACAAAGGAGAUUCUUCUCUCUGAAUCAGACGUCGAAAGCGAGGCGAAGCAGACUGUCGCCGAGCAGGAGGUGCAGCGCGAGGCAGACGCGAGCAACCAAGUCUUUUGGGUUCCUGGCGUCGUAAGGCGGCCUCGUCCCCUUCCUCCCCUCAGCCUUUCGCCAGUCAAAGAAUUGAGGUCACAGGAGAGCCCGACUCCGGUCAUCCUAGAGCAUCAAGGAUCUGGACAUCGGCGAACCGCUUCGCAAACGCAUUCGCGAUCUAGUAGCUCCGGCCUCCCAACGCCCACGAGUGAGAGCCAUCGUCGGCCGCUGCCGGCCCCGCCGGCCAUUGCCGAACCUCGAACGGACACGAAUGCGGCAGAGCGAGCGACGAGCACAUCUGCGUCGCCGGCUAUGGCGGCAGCCAGGGCUCAAUUGGAUGGCAAGCGGAGCGUCAAGUCACUGCAGAAGCAUCCCGGACACGACGACGAUGGAACAAUGGGGAACUCUCAAGCUGGUUCCAUGUCUAGUCAGUCAUCCUCUAUUGGAAGGCCACGCUUUGAAACCGCCUCUGGUCAUCCUCUGCCUCGACCAUUGCCACCAACGCCGCAAGCGACAGCGACGAGGCCAUUGCGCUCGACUUCGAUGCCUUCUCAAGCAGAUGCGCACUUUGCCUCGAAGUAUGCCUAUCCUGCUCCAUCCAGCGACCAGCGACUCCCUUCAGACGUCGCACUGGCCUCGCCGACGGACGCUGGAGCAAUGUCGCCACAAGAAAGCCCGAUGGUGACCACGCCCAAGGCUGCUGUCCGAGAGAGCUGGAUGUCGACUGACGGACCAUGGUCCGCCGAAGUGGUGGCUGCGAACGGGAGGAGCGCAGCGCCAAAAGGCCUUGCGUCUGCUCAGAAGAUGGCCACGCUCAGCGGCCACAGGACGCUUCGGCGCGUCAUGGCGCAAGAUCUCUCGUUUGUGGAACCCAAUGGCCGCCCCAGGUCUUCCUCUGCACCCAUCCAUCCAAAGGAAGCUGCUGGACAGAAGGUGCCUCUGUCUACAAAUGAAACGCCAGCCGCACAGCAGCUCGAGUCCAUCGCAGGCUCAGACCCGGUUCCCUUUGCCGAGACAGCCGUACAGGCGAGCCUGGCGGCCUUGGCGGCCAUGGAACGAUCGUCAGAAGGUACGAAUUGGCGGUCGAGAUGGGCACAUGAGAGGCUCUUUGGCGCAUCACGGCUUGAGCCUCCUUCUAUUCGUACUCAUGGGCAUGAGUCGUCGAUGGAGCCGAGCAUCAGCGAGCUCUCCGACCUUUCCAACUCGCGAUCCAGGAGGAGGGCCGCGCCCUACUCGACGAGGCGAGAAGCGAGAAAGUCUGGCGAGUCAGUCUCAAGCCAGGAAUCGAGGAGCGAGCGGCAUCGGAGGCGCAACUCCAAGCACCGUCGCAGGCAGCGCGAGCAUGGCCACGACCAAGAGGCGUCGGGCUUGGCCACCAUCAACAAUUCAUCGAGCGCUUCGGUCGUCGACGAAGGAUAUUCGUCUUCUGCGUCCGAUUACACCAGCCAGCUCCGCAGAUCUGACCCGAAGAGGCGCCAGCAGUACAGCUGGUCGACUGCGCACUCGUCACGGAGCCAAAAUGCACACUCACAGAGGCGCCUGGAAGAGGCUCAGCGACGGCAGAAAGCGUGGGACGACCUCGCGGGCGUGACUGGCCGCAAGGGGGAUCUGGAAACCCCGACCAACUCUAACGUGCCGCCAGCCCUGAAAAGGCCCCCCAUCCCUUCAUUCGAGGUCUCCCCACCUGUCGGGCAGCAGGCUGAGAAGCCUUCGCCUCCGAAGCCGUCGGCGAGUGACUGGGAUGAGAUGGUGGUCCCUGCGCUUCAGAAGCGUCUCGAGUUGGAAGCAGCUGAGGAGGCACGAUUCCGGCUGUCGGUCGAAGGCCAAGCGAGGGCAAGCUCUGAGCUCUUGGUAGCCAGUCCAACGACGCCGACGAGCCCAGGCGUUCCCAUUUCGCCUACCGCCAGCCCCGCAAGGCUGGUUAGUCCGACUGCAUUGAAGUCGCAAGAAGACUCUUCCUCUGUUCGCGGCAAGACGGUCGAUACUGCUUUGUCGAGGAGUGAGCAUGGGCAUCGCACGAGGACGCCACACUCGACGCGAAGUCAGCGAGGUCGCCUGCCAAAGGAUGACUUCCAAGGUGGCGAUUCUAGCUUGAUGGCCGUUCCUUCUGUCGGUGGUGAAUCGAGCGCACUGCGAAAGUCUAGCCAAGCUCGAUCGAAGAAGAGUCACCAAUCAUCGUCCAAAAAGAGCCGGAGGCACCACGGCGCCUCUUCAUCAACGAGCAGCAGGCUCAAGCAGGGGUAUGGUCGAGACGACAUCCAGGCCUGGCAGGCCAGUCUGGGCAUGGCUCUCUCGAGUGGCGCCCUUGAAUAGUGUUUUUUUUUUUUAAUUAUUGUCAUGCUACCCAUGCACUGCUAGAUUUGCUUCUGGUCACCCUUAACAUCUUUCUUGAAUC